UAUUUGUGGCAUUGUUCUGUCUGGCAGUCUAUCACCAACCUUCCUGUGGAAAAUAGCGAUACAGUGUUUGUCUCGUAUCCAAAUCCUACAAACUGUUUCAAAUGAAAGUAAAUUAGUAAUUAGAGCAACGGUACACAUAUUUUCAUAGUUUCGUGGGUUUGAAGAGAAACAAAAUAGCCAAAUAGCUGCUGCGCGUGAGUUUCACAUCAUUACAGCACGGCUCUAAACAGGAAAUUGAGGCAGCAUUUGUAAGGCUCUGUUCCAUUUCACUUCAGUCGGAAACAAUGAUAGUUAUAGUCCCUCAAAAUGUCAGCGACACUUAACAAUUUAAAACUACUUUAAGUUGUGGAAAUCUAGGGGAAAUAGCUUGUUUGAAUACACAGGGAACACUCUGUAUCCCUCAAGAGUGAGCAGAGAGGGAUACGGCGCUGUUGCUGCUGCGUGGACCUCACUCAACACAGCCUAAAUGACCACAAACGGUUAACGGAUGGAUUAUAAAAUGGACGGAUAUUUGGACCAGCAAGUGCCUUACACUUUAGCUAAUAAGUCACAAGGAAAUGGGCCCCUAAACAGAGUGUUGAUGGCAGCGAAAAGGAAAUACAUGGACACCGAACUACCCCCUCAGGAAUCUGAAGACCUCUUUCAGGAUUUAAGCCAACUUCAGGAGACGUGGCUCACAGAAGCUCAAGUCCCUGACAAUGAUGAGCAGUUUGUCCCGGACUUCCACUCAGAAAACUCUGUGGCGUUUCACAGCCCGCCGGUCAAGAUCAAGAAGGAACCUCAGAGCCCUGGCUCCGACCCCAGCCAGUCCUGUAGCCACAAGCAGAGAUUCAGCUACCCCAAUGGAGGAGAGCAGUGCCUUUACGCCAGUGCCUAUGAGCAGAAGCGAGCAGCGGCAGCAGCAUCAGUAGCAGCGGCGGCAGCAGCAGCAGCAUCAGCCUCAGGUCUGGGGGCCGUGCCUGGGGGCCCAGCAGGUAGCGGUGGCGGAGGUGGUGGUGGCGGUGGGGGCCCUAAGAGCUCCUGCCCUGGGGCUCCCCCGACUCCAACAUGCCCCAUGUCCCCCAUGCAGCAGCAUUACUCCCCCAAGCCACAGGGGGCGCUGGGGGCCCGGGGAGCACCUGAGCAGCAGGGCUUUAUGAACCCACCUCCUCCUCCUCCUUCUGCCCCUGCAUCUGCAUCCGCCUCUGGGCCAGCCAGUGGUGCUCAGGCCCCAAUGCCUGGUGCUCACGGCCACAACCACAGCCACGGACACGGACACGGCCAGAGCCACAGCUACCCUCUCAACCACAGCUCCAGGUAUCCAGGUGGCCACCAUGGUCCGGGGGACAUGUGCUCCCCCUUCCCCCCUCAGAGCCAGCCUCUGCCCUGCAUGCACCCACCCAACAGUGCCGGCUCCGCAUCCGGCUCUGGAGGAGGAGGUGUUGGAGGUGGAGGUGGAGGAGGAGGACCGGGUGGAGGAGGAGGAGGAGGAGGAGGAGGAGGUGGUGGUGGAGUUUACCAUCGGCAGCACUCAGACUCCUGCCUGCCUUACCUGCAGCAGAGCUUCAAGCAGGAGUACCUGGACCCCCUGUACGAGAGGGCUGCCCACCUGGCUGCCCAUCAUCACCACCCGCACCACCCCCCACAGAGGUUCCCCCCCGCCCACAUGAUGGUCAAGCAGGAGCCUCAUGACUACACUUACGACCCAGAUGUGCCUGGAUGUACUUCAAUGUACCAACACAAUGAGGGCUACCCACACCAACAGCAUAACAAUGAAGGUUAUCUGUUUGAAAAUGACUCGCGUGUCGUUCCUGAGAAGUUUGAAGCAGGUGAGGUGAAGCAGGAGGGAGGUGGCGUGUUCCGCGAGGGCGCCCCCUAUCAGCGCCGCGGCUCACUGCAGCUGUGGCAGUUCCUGGUGGCUCUGCUGGACGACCCCGGCAACGCUCACUUCAUCGCCUGGACGGGCCGCGGCAUGGAGUUCAAACUCAUCGAGCCAGAGGAGGUGGCCAGACUGUGGGGGAUGCAGAAGAACCGUCCUGCCAUGAACUACGACAAACUGAGUCGCUCCCUGCGCUACUACUACGAGAAGGGAAUCAUGCAAAAGGUGGCGGGAGAGCGCUACGUUUACAAGUUUGUGUGCGAGCCGGAGGCCCUGAUCUCGCUGGCCUUUCCCGACAAUCAGCGGCCCAGCCUGAAGGCGGAGUUCGAGCGUUACGUCAACGAGGAGGACACGGUGCCACUGUCCCACCUGGACGAGGGGCUGGUCAACUACCCUCCGGAGCCAGCAGGGGCGGCAGCAGCAGCAGCCACCGCCAUGGGGCCUCCACAGCCCUACUCCAAAGGCUACAUGUACUAAAUGCCACCCCAUCCCAUUCCCCAUCCCACCUGUCCUCCCCAACCUGGACCCAAAAGCAUCGCUGCUAACCAAUUAGCAACUUACGGUUUGCCAAUGGGAAAUUGCAUUGCAUACAAAGUAAGAUGCUAACUUAGUUAGAAACGACGCUGUUGAGAAACGCUCCCAUAAUCACGCCCUACCUACCCUUACCUGCACAGGUGUCAAUCACGGGUUCAGAAGGCUAAAAAACCCUGCCACAUGUUUGAUCUAACCAGCUGAUGAUGAUAAGAUCACCAGAUCAGCAAAUUCUGAGUUCUCAAGACAGACCAGUUACUCACAGUCACCUGUGUUGGAAGGAAACUGUGUCUGGGUUUGUACCACUGAAUGGGCUUUUUUUGACACCUCUACUUAUCUGUCAGACCCACACCACACCCCUUUCCCACCCACCCAAACCUGCUUGCCCAUCGUAACCUAUCCCUUACCAACGGUUACCUACCCAUAGAUAUAGCACCCUAGAUGUCGCAUUCAGCCUCUUGGCAUGCAUCUGGGUGCCGCCAUCUUGGAACAGGGUUGCAGGCCUUUUCAGUGUCAGCAAAGAUCUUGUGUAACCGCCACCUACAGAAUGAUUUGUAUAUUCAUUUAUCACCCAAUUGAUGUUCAUCCAAUCAGCGCUAUGCCCUUACCAAGAUGGCAGCGACUUCAUAGUCGUCAAAGCGAGAUCUGGUGUGUUAUAUCUGUGCUACCUACCCUACUGUCCCUUCCCAUCCCAUGCCUGCAAAGACCUCCCAUACCCACCUCUCUCCCUCACCUACCUGACCUACACCCUCCCAAUCCAAUCCCAUCUCCACGCCAGAGGCAGACAUGCCAGAUUCCGAGAGUAAAAAUAAGAACCCGCCAUAUAUUUUCUAAAUCCAGCUCAACUCAUGUAGCUGACCAAAGGUAGAUGAACUAAUUCUUGACAUCACCUACUGUUGAGAGUGGACAGGCAGAAGGAAUAUAUAUGACUAGGACUUCUGUACUUUCUUGAUCCAGUUUGUUCGUCUUUGCUCACUCCACCUGUCCACCCUUGUUGCCCGCCCGCCAUUCCUCCCCUUCCUCAUUUCCUGCACUUCUUGCACAUGUCCACCCCACCCCAUCCAUCUUCUUCUUGUAUAUAAAAUAAGGCUAUGGUUGUUUUUUGUUUGUUUGUUUGUUUUUGUUUUAUUUUAAAUUAAUCUCUUUAGGGAUUUCUGCAUUCCUCUCUCUUCUGAGGCCUCUAUCCGAUUCAGACUCAAGUCUGUUGCUUACAGAGAGUGCUUAAUAAAAAAGACCCAAUAUUACUACUAAACCAGGUGGCUGCUGGGUAUUUAUUUGUUCGGGACUAGAUGGGAUGGGACGGGACGGGAAGGGAAGUAGGUUGUGAAGUUGUAAUGAAUAGGUUUGUGUGGCGAUCAAACAGAAAGGGGUUUUCCAUUACUUGCUUGUUAAAAGCAAGAAGUACAUCACUUCAGCCCCGUGCUCUUGAUGGAGGGUUGUUUGUGUUGUUUUGACAGCUGACUUGAGUUGAACAUUGUGUACCACAUCAAUUAAACAGUAAAAGCCCUGACUAACUGGACAAACAAAACAUCACUUGAGGAAGGUGUAUGAAUUCAAAAACAAAGUAAGAAUACUUUGGAUUUCUCCUAGAAUUGAGUGAUCGUUUUGAGCUGUGCAAGACUUUAAAAUGUUGUGUUUUUGAAAUGUGUGUAACCGCCGAGAUAUGAUGCCCCAAUCUAUCAUAUUGCAUAGCUGACAUGGCUUAUGAGGCUAACGUGAUAUUAUCAAACUUUCUCAAAACGCAUCCUUUUGCCUUGAUUUUGCUCUAGAGUGACUGCCUCAUUUUUGUAUGUUUGGGAUGAAAUACAAACUUGUUCCAACUCCGGAUAAAUCCUUUAGCACAAAAAACUUUUCCAACGACUCAUGUAGUUGGAAUUGCUUUGAAUUGAUAGCUACAACGCAGUUACACUACAUAAAUUUGACAUGAUUAUUAUGAAUUUUAUGAAAUAUUUGUACAGUUUAAUAUAAACUGUAAUUUUGGUGAGCGCAAUGGACUGCAUUUGACUUGAGGAACUCGAUUUAUAGCUCUCCCUUCUAAUUGACCACUGGUACAAGCCAGAGAGGAAAGAAUUCAUUCCUUCCUCUCUGUACAAGCCAUAAACAUACCAUAGAAAGCUAUUGAUAUAUCAAAAACAUUUAAUCAAAAUCCAUUAAGCAUGGUGCCAGACAAUCUAAUGGGUAUGUACAGGUUCCAGGAUAGCAAAAAGAAAGACAAUGCUGAAAAGACACCGGAGAAUUGGACAUUACUGCUUUAUACGUAGGUUAACCAAUCAAUUGCAGACCCACACAUUAUAGUAACCCAGCUUCCUGUUGGCUAUUCUGUCAACACAAUAAAAAAAAGUUUUUUUUAUGAUUCAUAAAUACGUUACUCCCUCCCUCCAUCUCUCUCUCUGCUGCAGACAGACACGUUCAGUUCCACAAGAAUCGCAUCUGCUUGAGAUAGCUGGUCCCAUUAAGAGACUUCCACAUGGGAAAAAAAUAAUUAAAUUGGGUUAUGUCCUUCCGUUCCCCAUUCUAGUCAUCAAAUAUAGGUCUGGAUUCUGCCUAAAACCAAUUAUCAUCCCAACACCCCCUUCCUCUCUCCUAUGGUGAAGAUAUCUCCAUAAAACAAUCUAUUAAUCUGAAUUGAUAUAUACUUGUACACGAUUCAUAAAACAAAACCAGGUGUUACAGUAUUUUU
This is a messenger RNA of Engraulis encrasicolus (European anchovy), 5069 nucleotides long. It is a transcript of the gene etv4, whose product is annotated as ETS variant transcription factor 4. The transcript has 14 exons. The coding region runs from base 488 to 2335 and encodes 615 amino acids. Lineage: Eukaryota; Metazoa; Chordata; Actinopteri; Clupeiformes; Engraulidae. Gene Ontology annotation, cellular component: nucleus. Gene Ontology annotation, molecular function: DNA-binding transcription factor activity, RNA polymerase II-specific; sequence-specific DNA binding. Gene Ontology annotation, biological process: regulation of transcription by RNA polymerase II; cell differentiation. The record is from RefSeq and is a predicted model, not a curated record.